Molecule: messenger RNA, 4654 nt
Organism: Ruditapes philippinarum (Manila clam)
Lineage: Eukaryota; Metazoa; Mollusca; Bivalvia; Venerida; Veneridae
Product: neuroendocrine convertase 2-like
Exons: 13
Coding region: 211-2322 (703 amino acids)
Biological process (GO): peptide hormone processing
Cellular component (GO): Golgi membrane; trans-Golgi network
Molecular function (GO): serine-type endopeptidase activity
Source: RefSeq, a predicted model, not a curated record
UUUUUAUGUACCUUAUCAAAACACCUCAAUGAUUAUGUGACCUAAAGUAUUAAAUAUCAAUUCCAGUCAUGUCUAAACAAGUGUCUUCACUUUAAUAUUUAUGUUUAUAAUGAAAGAUAGUUGAUAUCCUGACGAAAUAAAGAUAAGGGGAUAUAAACCCGGUUUAAACUAUGUUAUGUUUUAUUGUAGAUGUGUUUUAUAGAAUAGAGAAUGAAAACCACAUGUCAUGUAAUAUUGUUUAUUUACUGUUUUGUUUAUAUUGAUUCAUUGAAAUUUGUACAGCAGAAACAGGAUUAUAUUAUUCAGAUACAAACACAGUGGAUAGAUUCGGUGAAAUCGGAAUCCCAUCUGUUUGGACUAGCAUUCAAAAGAAAGCUUGUGUCAAAUGUAUUCUUGUUUGAAGCGAAUCUUUCUACCGGGGCGGGCAAAUCUGCUGACAUUAAAGGUUUCAAGAAACAUUUCGGGAAUAAGAUUGAACAUGCAGAAAGGCGGGCAAAAGUGAUUGUUAAAUAUCACACGUGGAGAAAUCAAAGUAGCGAAAAACAAACGCUUGAACGAUGGUUUCUUAAACCAAUCAAGUAUGAAAACAAAAAGCAGUGCUGGCCGUACUAUGGAAUGGACAUCCAGGAAGCAUGGUCACUGGGCUACACAGGACUUGGCGUCAAUGUUGCUAUUGUAGAUAUUGGAGUAGCUGUUGACCACCCGGACUUAAAACGAAACAUUGAUUUGAAUCUUUCGUACAGUUUUGUGGACAAAAAUUACAGCUUUGUUAGUCCUGACCGUUUUAGAGACUACAUGGAAACCGAGGAAGUAACAAGUCAUGGAACAAUGGCGGCUGGACUUAUUGGUGCGGAAUUUGGUAAUCAAAUAUGUUCUGCUGGAGUUGCAUUUAAUGCAAAGUUGGCAGCUCUAAAAGUGUUCCAAAUAAACAAGCAUUACAUCAGUUUGGCAAUAAAAGAGGGAUUUCCAUUUUCAAUAGUUAAUGUCCCUUCUGCACUUGAAUACAAACGACAAGACAUAGAUAUUUACUCUUGUAGUUUCAAUCUCCAUAAUAAAUACAAAUCGGCAACCCCAGAUAUGAAGACAGCGUUACAGGAAGGAGUUCUAAAGGGCAGAGCGGGUAAGGGGAGCAUUUUUGUAUUUUCUGCAGGAAAUAAAAAAGGUCCGGUUUAUGACUGUAACAUGGAAGCUCUUGCAAACAGUAUUUAUACGAUUACAAUUUCUAGUGUUGGCAAGGACGGCUCGAUACCUUCUUAUGCUAUACCCUGUGCCACUACCUUGGCUUCUACAUAUGGAGAGUUUAAUACACUCAGAGGUCCAAAGACUUUGGAAACUACAAGUCACGAUGGCAUGUGCGAUUACUUUAAAGGAACUUCAGCAUCAACAACUUUAGCGUCUGGAAUAAUUGCUUUAACCUUACAAGCAAAUCCCGAGCUGACUUGGAGAGAUAUUCAACACAUAAUUGUACUAUCUUCUUCUCACGAAAGACUUGAACAUACCGGAAGAGUCGGAAGACUAAUGAAAAAUGCUGCCGGGCUACAGUAUACUUCUUUCUUUGGAUUUGGAUUGAUGAAUGCUACGGCUAUGGCAUUGUUGGCUGAAAAAUGGUCGACUGUACCACUUCAAAUACAAACUACAGUAUACGAAACAAAAAGAGAAAAUCGGCUACUCCAUCAAGAUGCGAUAGCUGUAACAGCUCAAGUCGGACCAUGUGAAAAGAGUGAACAAUGUGUGAAUUUCUUGGAGCAUGUACAAGUAGAGCUGAAAUAUGAUAAACAGUUUGAAGCUUUGUUGGACAUAUUGCUUUGUUCGCCGUCGAAUUCCUGCUCACUUUUACUAAACAAGAAAGCCUAUGACGGGAAACAUGAUUACAAAACUAACUCAUAUCAUGGUAAACGAUACUGGAAUUACACAUCAGUACACUUUUGGGGAGAAAAUCCUACUGGACAUUGGGUUCUGAUUGUUCAUAAGAGCAAUCAUCUUGAUUAUGAAUUGUUAAAACUGCAAAGAGUUGCAUUAACGUUAUAUGGAACAUCACACAACCCCUCAGAGAGAUUUUAUAACGUGCAUUAUGAUGAGAAUAAUAACUUGAAAGAGCAGGAAUUUUUUAAUCUAACUGAGUGGUAUAGCAGGUUUAAACAUUAUGUGAUAAAUGAUCUUUCAGAGAAUUCUAGAGAAAACACUCAAGAUUAUAUGAAAGAGUCGAGCCAAGGAUUUAUCAGCUAUAAAGUGCUUUUAAUUUUCAUCGUCGCUCCUUUCAUUAUAAUAUCAACUAUUCUAGCUGGCUGCUAUUUAAAUGAAUUCAAGGUAGCUGGGACGUAGUACGUACGGAACCUUUCUUGAUAUUCUCCCGUACAAAUAGGGUUGUGCUUCUAGUUCGGCAUUUAUCCAUGCCUCAAUUAUUACACUGAUAUUUUUGCUCAAGUAUUUAUUUGAUAUUAGCCAUCUUGCCAUGUAUGUAUUAAUUGAUUCCAUGUUAUAUUGAUGUAAAUGUAAUGCUCAUGGAUCAUUGGUGAUUUAUUGAAAUAAUAAUAUGUUGAUUUUGAUGCCAUUUUUUAUAUUGUUUUAUUUUUGUCUUUUUCUGCCAUACCUCGGAUAAUUAUAAUUAUAUACAUGUAUCAUCAUUAUUUGUCGUAUACUUUUGCGUUUCCAAAUUACGGGUCACAAUGAUGUUCUGUAUUUAGAGUAACCUUUUCAAAUAAUAUUGAUUCUUUGAUACCAGUAUCAUAGGCGCUUAUGUUCUAUAUUUUGUAUUAAUCAGUAUCAUAAAAUCAUGCCUAUUAAAAGUGAUAAUAUUAUAUUGCUAAAGAUAUAUCAUGCUCAAAUUUGAAGACGUUGAAAAUUGAUACACUGUCUCUUUGUGAUUAAAAGAAAAAUAAAAAUAACGUUUUUUUUAAAGAAAAGGAACAACUUUAUUUACUUGACCCGCAAUAGGGAUUGCAGUUUCCUGUACCUAGUGUUUACAUAGUGUUUAUUAUCCCCCGCCGAAAAGGCGGCGGGGGAUAUAGUAAUAGUCUCUGUCCGUCCGUCCGUCCGUCCAUCCGUCCGUCCGCACUCACAGGAGAGUAAUUAUGUGGCUAGAGGGACAAUAGGUAACUGUUCUUUCUCUUUGAUGUCAUUCAUUCCGUAAUGCUUUUAUGUGGCUAUUUUCUUUUACGUGGCUAAAAAGAACAAUAGAGAGAACAAUAGAGUAGCCACAUAAUUACUGUCCUGUGAGAACGUCCGUCCGUCCUUCCGUCCGACAUUUUUGUCCGGAGCAUAUGUCAAAAGUAUUUGAGUUAUCAACUUGAAACUUCAUAGGUGGAUAGACCUCAUUGAGGAGGAGUGCAGUGCACAAGAAUGAUAACUCUACCCUGCAUAAUUUUUGAGUUAUUGCCCUUUGUUAUUUUUCAAAAUCAAUUUUUGUCCAGAGCAUAACUUAAAAAGCCUAUGAGAUAUCAACAUGAAACUUCAUAGGUACAUAGAUCUCACUCAGGAGGUGUGCAGUGCACAAGAAUGAUAACUCUACCUUUCAUAAUUUUUGAAUUAAUGCCCUUUGUUAUUUUUCAUACUUAAUUUUUCACCUGAGUGGAGCAUAACUCAAAAAGUGUUUGAGAUAUCAACAUGAAAUGUCAUAGGUGGAUAGAUCUUAUUGAGGAGCAAUACUGUGCGGAAGAAUGAUAACUCUUCCCUAUACAAUUUUUGAGUUAUUACCCUUUGUUCUUUUUCAUGCUAUUUUGUCCGGAGCUUAUCUCAAAAAGUAUUUGAGGUAUCAACUUGAAACUUUAUAGCUGGAUGGAUCUUAUUGAGGAGGAGUGCAGUGCACAGCAAGAAUGAUAACUCUACCCUGCAUAAUUGUUUAGUUAUUGCCCUUUGUUAUUUUUCAAAAUUAAUUUUUGUCCAGAGCAUAACUCAAAAGGCCUUUGAGAUAUCAACAUGAAACUUCAUAGGUGCAUAGAUCUAACUCAGGAGGUGUGCAGUGCACAAGAAUGAUAACUCUACCUUUUAUAAUUUUUGAGUUAUUGCCCUUUGUUAUUUUUCAUACUUAAUUUUUCAAUACAAUUUUUUCUCAAAAUUAUUUGAGGUAUCAACUUGAAACUUCCAAGAUGGAUAGAUUUUACUGAGGAGGGAUGCAGCACACAAGAAUGAUAACCUACCCUGCAUUAUUUUUCAGUUAUUGCCCUUUGUUAUUUUCAACCAUCAGUAUUCACAUAGGUUUCAAAUCUGUAAUCACUAUAGCCAUCAGUUUUCAUUACCAAAAGACCUCUUAAAAUGGAAUUAUUCUGCUCUACUACAUAAACAUUCUUCCAAUGAGCAAACACAUUCGGCGGGGAUGGCCAUGUUGAUAUGGCUCUUGUUUACAUUGUUAAAAUCAAUUUAGGUAUAUUAAGUAAACAUUUCAUUAAUUUCGAUAAAUUUCUGCGAUAAAACUAUUUUCUCAAAGAUUAGCAUAGUAUAUCUUUAAUUUAAGCUAUUUAUUAAAACCGUGUAAACAUCUACAUUUAUGAGAAGUAUUUUGUAACGAUGAAGAAUGUAUUCCUCGAGUCCUUAUGUGCCAGUGUAUUUUGUCUAUUUUGAUUCUUCUAUCUGUUUGAUUUGUAAACUCUUUCGAAUUUAUUAUUAAGCCUUUGUAUUAGAUUGAAAUACUUUCAGAAUUAAAUGUAUUUAUAUUUUU